UACGAUUCAAGAUUCAACUUUAAUAUUUCUCAAGAUUCGAUUUCUUAAUUGAAAAGCUAUUGCACCAGUUUUGACGGGCAAUAAAAUUAGAAACUGCACUCACCUAAAAAUCGCAAGCGCCACUCACAAUGUCACCUCGGAUUACAUCUGCUGCUCAUCUCAAACCAAUUACGAGUAACGCAGUCCAUUAAUUACCGAUGCAGUGAAUGAAGUUGGGAAUUCUGACAGGCAAGGUUGCGCUUAAUUAAAGAUUUUCAAACCGUUAAUCGCGUUCGUUCAUUAUUAUGAUUAGUAAAAUGUAAAUAUUUACCACCGGCGAAGUGUUUGAACUGUAACGAACCGCGAAGGACUAACAACUUUUCCCUGAAUCUAAGUUUCGGGUACUCCUCUACCGACGACGGACGAUAUUUGGAAGAUUAGGGGCACGAUUACGAUCUUACAGAUUUUUUUGGUUCUUCGAGCCGGAUUUUCGAAAAAGAAGAAUUAAAUUGUUUAUGUUAGCUCUUCUAUUCGGAAUUUUUAAUUUUCCACAUGUUUAAAAAUAUUACUUUCGAUCAUAUCGGUUAAAUUCGAGGACACUAAGGAUGUAUCAACAUUAUUUGAUGUUUGAUUUUGUUUAAAUAAUCGUUUUGUUUAUCUGUUUUGGUAAUUGUAAAUUUAAAUUACAUGUUAAAAGACAUCUGGGAAUUAUUUGCGCAGUAUUGGUAACAGAUGGGAAGUUUUCUUAUCGCUGCAAAGCUAAUUAGUUUCAAGAUAAGGGCGUGUUAUCGCCGGUUACAGAACACGGGUGCAGUUUGACGCGAGGAAAUUUUAGUGCCCUCUGCAAUUUUUGGAAAGAGAACCUCGAAAUUGACACCAGGAGCCUGCAUGGUACAAGAGUUCUUAGGGAUGAAGGUGUUGUGAGAGAACCUACCACCGAUGGGUCUGAGGAUUCAAUGACGAUCUUAUAGGACGGAAUCUUUCUUUUUCCUGGAAGGUAUUCCAUACCCUCCAGACCCCCCGGUUUUAGAUUCUACCCCAAUCAUUUUAGUGCUCUUAGCACUUAUACACCGUGAUUUUUGGAAAGAGAUCGUCUAAUGUAACACCGGCAGUCUGUAUGGUAUGCAAAUUCGUCAGAAAAUGAUGAUUCGAUGUUCCUUUCUCAAAAACUAACAGAAGAGGUCUUAGGGAGGUAUGGACGCAAGGCUCCAUCUUUAGGACCUAUAGGUGUGAUUUCAAUUUUUGAAGCAUAAACUUCAAGCUUUAAGCUUCGUCUUCCACUUUUAAGGUUCAAGUAUCAGGGUUGAACUUUUGACUUAGGUUUAUGGCUUAUGUUUCAAAUCCUUCGGGAAUUAGGUACGCUUUAAACUUCGGGUGUGAAUUUUUGAAACUCAAACCUGACACCUUAACCUUUGUGCUUCAUUUCUAAGAGUCAGUUAUCAAGGUUCAACUUGUGCUUCAUUUUUAAGGUUCAAAUGUCAACGUUAAAGUCAAGGCUUAUGCUUCAAAUCUGAUUAAUUACGCAGUGAGUCAUCUUCAGGUCCAGAUGCUAAUUUGGAAAAUCAAACAUCGAUAUUUUUAUACUUUGUGCUUCAUUUCUGAGGUUCAAGUAUUUGCGUUAGCUUCAUGCCUUAUGCUUCAAAUCUUUCCGCAGGCCGCCAUCUUCAGGAAUCAGGAUACCGUUUAAGCUUCAGGUGUCAAUUUUUGAAACUCACACCCCAUUAUAUUCAAACUUUGCAUUCAUUUGGAAGGUUCAGACUUCAAAGUUCAAGUGUUUGCGUGUGUUGCGUCCUGUUGGGUACUCGUCACAAAAGAAUGUUUCGAUGGUCUUUUGUGAAUAACUAUCACAAGAGUUCUUAGGGAUGAAGGUGUUGUAGGAGAACCAACCAUCGGGGGCUCUGGGGGUAUGGAAUGCCCCCCAUAGUAUACGACGAUCUCAUUAUAGUUGUAGGAAAAUGAAAACGGAAUCUUUCUUUUACCUGGGGUGUAUUCCAUACCCUCCAUUUUACUGCCCUUCGGCAUUACACCGUAAUUUUUGGAAAGAGAACAUCGAUUGUAACACCAGGAGCCUCUAGGGUAUGGAAUACUCGUCAGAAAAGGAUGAUUCGAUGAUCCUUUCUGAAAAACUAUCCCAAGAGUUCCUAGGGAUGAAAAUGUCGUGAGAGAACGUACCACCGGGGGGUCUGGGGAAUACCCCCAGUAAACGGCGGUCUUAUAAAGAGGAAUCUUUCUUUUUUCUGAGAGGUUCUGAACCAUUUUCAAGAUUUCCUACUCAUUUCCAGCGUUUGUCAAAACAUUUAUGAUGGGUUUUUAAAAGAUGUUCAAUGUUUCCAAAACAAGGGAUUUUCAAAGUCUAAAGAACGUCCAAAACAUUUCAAAACAUGUUCGGAAACAUUACGGAAACACUUUAUUUUACACCCUUGGUGUAAACGCUUCAAACCGUGUAAACCGUACUUUAGCCGACCUUAACCUGCGAAACAAAACAAAAACAAUAAUGGCGGACGACGCUGACAAACCAUCGUUUAUCAGUCCAGAAAUUAUGGGUAAAAAGUCCGAAAGCGAGACGAAAUCUGUGAAUUCGCACGACGAGGACAAUGAAAGCGUCGAAGAGCAACCCCUGGACAUCGGCGAGCACUACCUGGUGCGAAGAUCCGACGAAUCCUGGUACCCCGCCGAAGUCAUACAGACCCGCUUCAGCGACGCAGAGCAGCAGUACGAGUACUACGUGCACUACGAGGGUUGCAACCGUAGGCUAGACGAAUGGGUGCCACGAGGGCGAAUCAUGUCGGCCCGCUUUCAGCUGACCGAGGGCGCAAAGGGCCAGAAGACCGUCCCGGACAAGGUGUGGAAAGAUCGACCGGUCAUCUCCGACCUCCUCAACGACACAAGCGACCGCAAAAUCACUCGCAAUCAGAAACGGCGACACGACGAGAUCAACCACAUCCAAAAGACGUACGCCGAGAUGGACCCGACGACCGCCGCUCUCGAAAAGGAGCACGAACAGAUCACCAAAGUCAAAUACAUUGACAAGAUACAAAUUGGACGAUUCGAAAUCGACACCUGGUACUUCAGCCCUUACCCGGAGGAGUACGGGCGGCAGAGCAAGCUGUGGAUAUGCGAGUAUUGCUUGAAGUACAUGCGGUUGGAGAAGAGCUACCGAUAUCACAUGAGUGAGUGCACCUGGAGACAGCCGGUCGGCAAGGAGAUCUACCGCAAGGGUACGCUGUCGGUGUACGAGGUCGACGGGAAAGAUCACAAGAUUUACUGCCAGAACUUGUGCUUACUCGCGAAGCUGUUUUUAGAUCACAAAACUUUGUACUUCGACGUCGAGCCGUUCUUAUUCUACAUACUGUGCGAGGUGGACAAGCAGGGGGCGCACAUCGUCGGUUACUUCUCGAAGGAGAAGGAGUCGCCCGAUUUGAAUAACGUCGCGUGCAUUCUCACGUUGCCGCCGUACCAGCGGCAGGGCUACGGCAAGCUGCUGAUCGCGUUCAGCUACGAGCUGUCGCGGCUCGAGGGUAUGGUCGGGAGUCCCGAGCAGCCGCUCAGCGAUUUGGGAAAGUUGAGCUACCGCAGCUACUGGAGUUGGGUACUCCUGGAGAUUCUGCGCGAUUUUCGCGGCACUCUCUCUAUUAAAGAUUUAAGCCAAAUGACGAGUAUAUCACAAACGGACAUAAUCUCAACAUUACAAAGCAUGAACAUGGUGAAGUACUGGAAGGGGCAGCACGUGAUAUGCGUUACGCCGAAGCUCGUCGAGGAGCACAUACGGUCCAGCCAGUAUAAGAUGCCGCGACUGUGCGUCGACAGUGCGGCGCUACGGUGGGCCCCCCGGAAGCACGCGAAUAAUAAACUGAGCAAAAAAUGAUAUUUGCUGAAAAUGUGAUAUUAGGCUUAGUCUAUGUAACUUGUAUUGAAGUAUUACGCUUUUUUUUUACGUUUAACAUUGUAAUUAUAGGAAUUGUACAUAAUUA
Molecule: messenger RNA, 3950 nt
Organism: Photinus pyralis (common eastern firefly)
Lineage: Eukaryota; Metazoa; Arthropoda; Insecta; Coleoptera; Lampyridae
Product: histone acetyltransferase KAT8-like
Exons: 5
Coding region: 2297-3844 (515 amino acids)
Biological process (GO): regulation of DNA-templated transcription
Molecular function (GO): histone acetyltransferase activity
Source: RefSeq, a predicted model, not a curated record